Molecule: messenger RNA, 1005 nt
Organism: Poecilia latipinna (sailfin molly)
Lineage: Eukaryota; Metazoa; Chordata; Actinopteri; Cyprinodontiformes; Poeciliidae
Product: potassium voltage-gated channel subfamily KQT member 2-like
Exons: 2
Coding region: 415-834 (139 amino acids)
Biological process (GO): potassium ion transmembrane transport
Cellular component (GO): membrane; voltage-gated potassium channel complex
Molecular function (GO): voltage-gated potassium channel activity
Source: RefSeq, a predicted model, not a curated record
UUUAAGACCAGAGCAGAUACUUUUAAAAAGCAGACUAAAGUAGACUGAUACCUGUUAUUUCCUUCAUAUUGACAACUUGUAAUGAUUUUUUGACAAUUUUCUGCAUCAGCAACCAGAACAGAAAGCCUGGUCUGCAUGUUGGGUUUGAAUUUACAUCCUAAUGCACGUUUUAGUCAUUAAAGCCAUUAUUUCUAGUUUGAUCAUGACUGUAUUUCAUGUGCAUGCCUCCUGCUGUGCCCGUCAGGCUGCCGGAAGGGAAGAUAAAUAGACAGGAGGACACACAUUGGGUUUCUGCAGGGACCGACACGGCAGCAGCAGCAGCAGCAGCAGCAGCAGCACACACCCCUCAGCCGGUGAUGCAUCCCCGCAGCAAGGACACCGACAACUCCUCCUCAGAGUCGCCUCGACUUUAGGAUGGUGCAGAAAUCUCUCAACGGCGGGGUUUACCCAACUGAAGGCGGAGAGAAAAAGCACAAAGUCGGCUUUGUCGGCUUGGACCCCGGCGCUCCGGAAUCGACCAGGGACGGGGCGCUGCUCAUUGCGGGCUCGGAGAGCACCAAGCGGGGCGGCAUCCUCAGCAAACCCAGGUCCAGCAUCUCCUGCGGGAGACCCAGACCGUCGAAGAAAAAUGCCAGCUACCGGAAACUACAGAGUUUUCUCUACAACGCGCUGGAGAGACCGCGGGGAUGGGCGUUCGUCUACCACGCUUACGUCUUCUUCUUGGUCUUCUCCUGCCUUAUCCUGUCAGUGUUUGCCACCAUCAGAGAAUAUAAAGACAACUCAGAAAACGCUUUGUACAUCUUGGUAUGUGCCGCUUUGUGUUUUGACCCUUAGUUACAGAAACUUUCAAAGUCUAACUGCUGUAAAUACUGUGAAAAGCUGCUCCCUCCCUCACUUCUGAGUCUGUUCUCUAUUAUAGAAUGACAACUUAUGUCAUCUGAUCUCAUGGACACUCAGCAGGAAACCUAAAUAAGAAUAAGACUUGUAUCACUGAUGUAGUCACAC